GUAAAUUAUAAUUAGCGUACCUUUUUAAUAAAUCGAAAUGAAUUCAGUUGAACAAUUAGGAAAUCCAGAAUUAGUAGAAUGUAUGAAACAAUUUCAUAAAAAAAUUAAAGAAAUAAAUGAUAACCUAGAUGUUGUCUUUGAUUCUGAUACUUGUGACAAUUUAAGCGUAAAGAAAAAAGUGCAAAUUGAAUUGUAUUUAAGUUACGCCUUGAAUUCAUUUUUUUGGAUGCAUUUAAGGACAACGGGUAAAGACCCUACUAAACACAGUGUUGUUACAGAAAUGAUGAAAGUACGAGAAUACAUGUCUAAGUACAAAGAGAUUAUUGACCGAGAUAAAAAACCCACCGUAGAUGCACAAGCAGCUAAAAGAUUUAUUAAAGGAGCGCUGUGGGAACCAAAAGCUAAGAUUACACGAUUGGAUUUACCUGAUAAAGACUGA
Molecule: messenger RNA, 439 nt
Organism: Ctenocephalides felis (cat flea)
Lineage: Eukaryota; Metazoa; Arthropoda; Insecta; Siphonaptera; Pulicidae
Product: nuclear nucleic acid-binding protein C1D-like
Exons: 2
Coding region: 38-439 (133 amino acids)
Biological process (GO): regulation of gene expression; maturation of 5.8S rRNA
Cellular component (GO): nucleolus; exosome (RNase complex)
Molecular function (GO): RNA binding; DNA binding
Source: RefSeq, a predicted model, not a curated record